GAGAUCAUCAAGGAGAGUUAAUUUCCACCUAUUUGCAAAAAAAAGCUCAAGAUUUUAUUAAUGAUAGUCUUUAUAGAUUAGAUAAUAACAACAAUACAUUAAAAUUACAAAACAAAAAUUUACAACAAGAAAAUAAACACUUAACAAAAUAUAAAGCUAUCGCAGCUAUUUGUAGAACAAACCAAAUUCAACCUGCUCAGUUUCAACGCGUAGCCAGUAAACUAUUUAAAAUUAAUAAUAAAGAGUAUAGUACAAAAUUUGUUAAAUUAGCUACUGAUAUCAGUAAUAUGGGGCAAACCUCUAUACGUGCAACAAACAAUGAAGUAGCAGCAUUGUCUUGUAAUCAAAAUUGCCCUACAAAUACUUGUUUCAGAUUUUUUGACUAUGGCAUAAUGGUUGAUGAGAGCACUAGAGGAGAAAUGAAAACCUAA
Dentiscutata erythropus is the source of this 431-nucleotide messenger RNA. Lineage: Eukaryota; Fungi; Glomeromycota; Glomeromycetes; Diversisporales; Gigasporaceae. The record is from the annotation of a GenBank genome assembly.